AUCAAGAGGAACCCGCUGCCCAAUGGGCGCUCCAAGUGGAGCACCUUUAACAGCAUCUGGGACCAGAACCAGGCCAUCAUGAAGCAUCUCCUAGAGAAUGCCACCUUCAACUCCAGCAGCGAGGCAGAGAGGAAGACGCAGCGGUACUACCUGUCCUGCCUCAAGGAGCAGAGGAUAGAGGAGCUGGGCUCCCAGCCCCUCAUGGAGCUCCUCGACAAGAUUGGGGGGUGGAAUGUCACCGGCUCCUGGAACCAGACCAGCUUCAUGGAGGUCCUCAAGAUGGUGUCGGGCACAUACCGGGCAACACCCUUCUUCACGGUGUACGUGGGUGCAGACUCCAAAAGCUCCAACAGCAAUGUCAUCCAGGUAGACCAGUCGGGGCUUUUCCUGCCAUCCCGGGAUUACUACCUGAACAAGUCCGCCAACGAGAGGGUCCUGGCAGCGUACCUGGACUACAUGGUGGAGCUGGGCACGCUGCUGGGGGGGGCCCCAGAGCCCACCCGCCUCCAGAUGCAGCAGGUACUGGACUUCGAAACCCAGCUGGCCAACAUCACAGUGCCCCAGGCUGAGCGACGGGAUGACGAGAAGAUCUACCACAAGAUGAGCAUCGCCGAGCUGCAGGCUCUGGCCCCUGCCAUCGACUGGCUGGAUUAUCUGUCCUACGCCCUGGCCCCGCUGGAGCUGGCCGACACAGAGCCCGUGGUGGUGUAUGGGGACACCUACCUCCAGCAGGUCUCCGACCUCAUCAACAGCACCGACAGGAGCAUCCUGAACAACUACCUGAUCUGGAACCUGGUGCAGAAGACGGCCUCCAGCCUGGACCAGCGCUUUGAGACAGCCCAGGAGAGGCUGCGGGAGACAAUCUAUGGCGCCAGACAGUCCUGUACGCCCCGCUGGCAAACCUGCAUCUCCAACACGGACGACACGCUGGGCUUCGCCCUGGGCUCCCUCUUCGUCAAAGCCACCUUCGACCGGGACAGCAAAGCCAUCGCUGAGGAGAUGAUCAGCGAGAUCCGGGCAGCCUUUGAGGUGUCCCUGGACCAGCUGGACUGGAUGGACGAGUACGAGGUCUCGGAGGACUCCUUCUUCCAGAACAUGCUCAACUUCUACAACUUCUCCGCCAAAGUGAUGGCUGACCAGCUCCGGAAACCCCCCAACCGCGACCAGUAA
Pelecanus crispus (Dalmatian pelican) is the source of this 1170-nucleotide messenger RNA. The record is from RefSeq and is a predicted model, not a curated record. NCBI's taxonomy places the organism in Eukaryota, Metazoa, Chordata, Aves, Pelecaniformes, Pelecanidae.